Penicillium alfredii is the source of this 1485-nucleotide messenger RNA. RefSeq lists its product as uncharacterized. The record is from RefSeq and is a predicted model, not a curated record. The transcript has 3 exons. Lineage: Eukaryota; Fungi; Ascomycota; Eurotiomycetes; Eurotiales; Aspergillaceae. Bases 1 to 1485 code for a protein of 494 amino acids.
AUGCUGCCCACACUCACACUAACGGCCCUCGCCGUCUUACCCGUCGUGCAAGGCGCACCCUUCACUUCAAGCCCGGCACAUCUAUACAAACGCUGCGGCCCAGUAGGCCAGUUCUACAACCAAAAGACCAGCGACUGGGACGACAAAAAAACCGGAAAUUGGCUCGACAACUGGUGGAACGCCAAUGGCGACCUGAUGUCCGGCAGCAGCGCCGGCUUCGCGGGUGCCUUUGGGCAGUGGGCCAUGGGCAACCCGGACUGGACAUGCCGGGACGACGGGUCGGACUCGGACUGCGAUCUGCAGCUGUGCGACAACCGCGUGCUGAACGACCGCGGCGACGAUAUCCGGCCGGCGUACUACGUGCUCGAGUCUGUGAACCGCUUGCACAUGUAUUUCAAGGGGAUUGGCGAGGCGUUUACUGUCUCGGCGCUCGAUGCUGCUCUCUCCAAGGACUCGUGGGCGACGACCUUCUACAAGGACAAGGACGAUAAGAGCGUCACGGCGCUCAAGGAGGUGCUGAAUGCUGUCGCUACUGUUGUCGGGAUUGGCGCUGCCUUUGCGGGCCUUGCGGGGCCUGAAGCUGCGGCUGUUGCGGGUGCCGAGUCUGCUCUGCUGGCGGGAGCAGUGGGAGCAGCGAACUUGGCAGUGGGAGAGCACCAAGACGACACGUUCGAGAAAUCCGCCGACCUAGGCAAGAUCCUCGGCAGCGUAGUCACCGACUCCCUGAAAUCCUUCACAUCCGCCAACAACGACCUAAUGAGCGGCAAGACCUACGACGACGACGACAUCCGCGCGUACAUCUCAGGCGGCGCGUUCCUGGCGUACCCAGGUGUCGACAAGAACGCCGUGACGGACGCCAUGACCAACAUGCUGGAGGGCAUCGCGAUCAACCAGCUGUACCGCACACAGAAGAUCUUCGUGAUGGGCGGCGCAGCCUGCGGCGACGCGCAGGGCAUCGGCGGUGGCCCGUGGGAGGCAUCGGUGUGCCGCGACGGCAAGGCGUGGUACCUCUACUACUGGCAGGAGAACGACGUGAUCUCGACGACGUCGCAUCAGUGGGGGUGGGUUGCGUCGCCGCCGGGGGCGGAUCAGUUGGGAAAGAAUGAGUUUAGUGGGGUGAAGAUUGAGGACAUCAUCAACUCCUCCCUCGACGCCUACAACGUCGCCGGCUACGAUUACACCGCCGAAAAGGGUUCCGAGCGCGCCUCCGACGCCCUCUCCAACUCGUGGGCCAACCCGGGCUCACAGGGCGCCUCCUGGGAGGGGAUCUUCACCGUGCCCGUGUGCGACAUCGGCGGCGCCGUCGACGCCGACUACCAGCUCAAGGAUUACAUCCUGCAGCCGUACGGGCAUGACAGCCGGCCCGUGUGGUGUGGGCCGAUCUGUGGUGGUGAUCUGCAGAAGACGAAAGAUUUCAUUAAUGCGGCUAAUAUGGGUGGGUUUAAGAGUCCGAAGCAUUUGUGUGAUCAGGAUCCGGGAUACUAG